AUGGAUAUAGAUGAGCUUAUGCCACAACAUCGAGAAAACGACAUGGGAAGUUGUACAGUUCGAUCAGAGAACGUACAAUAUCAAAUAAUACAUCGGCCGAUAUACUUCGUCAAGCACUGGAAAGAAGAAAAAGUUGUUAAAGAUAACACGAUCAAUCCGGAUACAACUGAAGCAGUAAUGAAGAACAUCCGAGGAAUUCCAUUUCUUAUACAGGUGAGGUUUUCUAUGCGCCGAAGUAGCUUAACGAUACGUGCCACUACCACCGCAAUCACGGUUGCUUCUCAGAAGCAAAAAAAAAUUAAAUUUGGAAAAGUUUGGAAAUGCAGCAGGGAAUGUAAAUUAAUGUUACAGGCUAUUCAGUAUUCUAUGGAGGCCACAUAUUAUCGUGAUGUAUUGAGCGAAAUGGGAGAAGGCGUAGUUCGUACUUCAGUAAUUCACACAGCGCCAGGUUGUACAAGCAUUCUCGACUCAGAAAGUGAAGACGAGAAGGAGGAGGUGAAAAUCACGCCCAGGAAUUCUGCAGAAGAGCAGUGGCUUCCUUUCGGCGAGAGUUGGCGGAAUGAGCAACUUCGCUUGUCCCUUGAACGAGGAAGCAGCAAUUUACUUGUG
This is a messenger RNA of Ostertagia ostertagi, 609 nucleotides long. The record is from the annotation of a GenBank genome assembly. Lineage: Eukaryota; Metazoa; Nematoda; Chromadorea; Rhabditida; Trichostrongylidae.